Molecule: messenger RNA, 2001 nt
Organism: Colletotrichum graminicola M1.001
Lineage: Eukaryota; Fungi; Ascomycota; Sordariomycetes; Glomerellales; Glomerellaceae
Product: homeobox domain-containing protein
Exons: 4
Coding region: 1-2001 (666 amino acids)
Biological process (GO): regulation of transcription by RNA polymerase II
Molecular function (GO): DNA-binding transcription factor activity, RNA polymerase II-specific; RNA polymerase II transcription regulatory region sequence-specific DNA binding
Source: RefSeq, a predicted model, not a curated record
AUGCUUGCCUCCAGGCAGUUCGACACCAUUGAGCAGAGCCACUGGUCUUUUAGCAAAUUUGAAACCCCCCUCAACAAGGCGCCCACAACUCCUCCACGCAUGUCGGACGACCAGUACGAGACCACCUUGCCAACGCCUCCCGAGUGGCAGGGACAGCAGUAUGCUUACCUCUCCAGCCCCGAGAACAACACCUUCUCCCAAGCGUAUUGUGCUGGUGAUGAGUCUUCUGAAUUCACACAGCCUCGCACCGCUGCCAGCGCACGCACACAGGCACAUAUCCAAGGAAAGCAAGAGCACAACGCCGCCUUCCGCCUGAUGAAGCAGCCCACCCCUGAGGACGAGCCUGAAGACAGGCUACGGGAGCAGCAGCAGCAGCAGCAGCAGCAGCAACAACAGCGUCAGGCAUCGCAGCCCCUGGAGAAGGCCGCCAAGAUGAUGGCCACCCCGGAGCAGGAGGCCGAGACUGUCGCGGCUCGCAUGGAUAACGACGAAGCAAACACGAGCAAGGAGUCAGACGACGACGCGCUUGAAGAUGAAGACAUGCUUGAUGGUGGCGACGGCACCCCUCAGACUGCUGCCGAACGCACGGCGGCAAGGAGGAAGAUGAAGCGAUUCCGUCUCACACACCAGCAGACACGGUUUCUGAUGAGCGAGUUCGCCAAGCAGCCACACCCUGAUGCCGCUCACAGAGAGCGUUUGUCUAGAGAGAUUCCCGGGCUGAGCCCCCGCCAAGUCCAAGUUUGGUUCCAGAAUCGUCGCGCCAAGAUCAAGCGUCUCACAGCCGACGACCGGGACCGCAUGAUCAAGAUGCGUGCUGUCCCCGACGACUUUGACAACAUCCAGGCACUCCACUCUCCCUACGGUGCCGUCCACGGCCUCAGCACUCCCUUAUCGUCGCCCAUGAACUUUGGAACCCAGUCGUACGCGGACCACAUGAUCCGUCCCCUGAUGGUCGACGUCCGCAGGCCAGAGGGCGAAGACGAGCAGAUGUCGAACUCGGGGAUGAGCCCCGGCUUCCCGGGCAUCGGGUUCGCCUCAGCGGGAAACAUGAACACCCCCGAAGUCCUGUCUCCCAUGACGCCCAGCUCGACCGGUGACAACCGCUACGGAUACGGCAGCCACCUCACUCCCAUGGGCCCCGGGCCCCGGACGUCGAACUCCUUUGCACGCCAGGGCGCUGUCGAGACCUCCAUGUCCAUGCACCGCGGCCAACCGAGCCGUCCUCUCCAGCCCCUUCAGCUGAGGGAAACCAUGUCCCUUUCGAGGCAGGACAUCCAGUCCCCUCUGCGCUCCAGCAUGUCGUGGAAGGGCGACGCCAUUGACUACAACACAUACAACCACGGACCCGGCGCAAGCCCCCCGCUUAGCGGAAGACAACAGUCGCUCUACCAGCCCGAGCAGGUGAACGGCCCGUCGAGCAGCGGUCUCCCUUACGAGUCGAGCUCGUACUCCGGCACAAGCUCGCCUCCUGGCAUGAACUACUCGAGCUUCUCACAGGGGCCGCUAUCCCGUCUCCGCAGCCGCGCGUCGUCGGCCACUCUAGGCCUCGACCUCCGCAGCCCGUACCGCCCCAUCGGCUCGGGACAGUCUGCCGGCCACAGCUCCGCGCCACGCAGCACCUCGACCCAGUUCGCCACGACCACGGCCUAUACCUCCAGCUUCCCCUCGGCCCCGCUCACGGCGCCCCUCGACUUCUCCCUCCCGCGCACCCCCGGGAACCGAUCUGGCGGCGUCCACGACUACUCGAUGCCUCAGAUGAGCGCACCGAUCGCUCCCCCACACGACUUCUCGCAGGCCUUCCACGCCAGCAUGAACUCGUCCAACGCGAGGACCCCGAUGCGCGACACUUUUGGCGGCGGCGGACCGAUGCCCACACACCACGAGAACCAGCAGACCCACAGCAGCGACUACCAGCUCAGGAGGCAAAGGAGCUACUCGGGCGGAGCACCGGCCGGGUCCGGACCCGCGCCCGUCCCCCAGGUUUACGGGAGCUCAGCAUAA